Magnusiomyces paraingens is the source of this 2067-nucleotide messenger RNA. RefSeq lists its product as uncharacterized. The coding region runs from base 1 to 2067 and encodes 688 amino acids. Gene Ontology annotation, biological process: iron ion transport; intracellular iron ion homeostasis; copper ion import. Gene Ontology annotation, molecular function: ferric-chelate reductase activity. The record is from RefSeq and is a predicted model, not a curated record. The transcript is spliced from 2 exons. NCBI's taxonomy places the organism in Eukaryota, Fungi, Ascomycota, Dipodascomycetes, Dipodascales, Dipodascaceae. Gene Ontology annotation, cellular component: plasma membrane.
AUGAAGGUGACCAGCAUCCACAAUGCCUUGGCACUUAUGGCAUCCUUUUCUUUUAUGGGAGUUCAGGCAUACAAAAAAAAUUACGUCUAUAUGUGUGAAGACUUUCUUGAGAACUACAACUUUGGGUGUAAUGACGACUUUUAUGGGUGUUUUUGUAACGAACCUAAUUUCAUCACUUCAUUUUAUCGGUGUCUUUUAGACUAUGGACUUACUGAAGACUCUAUUAAAUCAGAAGCCGAAACUCUGGCUUUUAACUGUAAUGAAUACGGCAUGCAAAACGUUACAGUGCAAGAUUUUUUGGACGCAUAUGAAGAACAUAAAGAUGAACUUACUCCAAUUGAUGAUUUCGGAAGUGAUCUCACCAAAAAUGUAACCUUUCCACUUAUUCUUUCUCAAGAAAACCUAACUUUAGCUUAUGACAGUGUAAAUUCCUUUUAUUGGCAAUUGGCGACUGGAGAAAAUUACGGUGGCAUUAUUCUAUCAUACUGGUGUGGAGUUUUUGUAAUUGCCAUCAUCAUUAACCUGAUUUCAAAAGCCGCACCCAGAUUUUUCCUCACUAUGAACAGUUCUGCUGUUGUUAAGUUUCGUCGCACUUUUGUGACACCGGCAACUUUCGGUUAUAAACAUUCUAUUCCGAUUGGCUGCCUUCACAACUUUAUUGCAAUGGCCACACCCACUCGUGCUCAGUCUAUAGUUGUUUCUGGAUACUUAAUCAUGUGUAUCAUUCUUGGCAUGAUCAAGUUCAAUCCCUUUGAGCCCAAUAUGUGGUUCCCGGACAAACAUGAACAGCUUAUCCGAUACAUUGCGGAUCGAACUGGUCUCAUCUCCCUAACCCAAAUCCCACCCAUCUUUUUGUUUGCGGGCCGAAAUAAUCUUCUUCAAUGGCUUACUGGGUGGUCUUUUGAUACAUUUAAUAUAUACCACAGAUGGGUUGCCAGAGCUAUGGUGUUCUUUGCCUUCAUUCACUCUGUCACUUAUACAUGGUUGGUCCGAAGCUAUAUUGCUGCUGAGUUUGCAGAAACUUACUGGAGAUGGGGUGUUGUUGCUACUGUGACAUCAUGUAUCAUGUUGGGACAAAGUAUCUACUUUUUCCGAUCUAAGAUUUACGAAUUUUUCCUUGCAUUUCACAUUGCUCUUGCUGUUUUCUUUGUCAUUGGUAUGUGGUACCAUCUUACCAUUCUUGGUUGGAUGAACUGGAUGUAUGCUACUAUUGCUAUUUGGGGUUUUGACAGAGCCGCCCGAUUGUGUAGACUUGUGUGGUCGGGACUCGGUACUACUCAAACUAAACUUUACCCUAAUGAUCUUUUCCAUAUGACCAUUGAUUACCCAAGAAGAUGGAAGGCCUAUCCUGGAUCAUAUGUUUAUAUUCAUAUCAUGCGUUCUUGGGGCUUCUGGGAAUCUCAUCCUUUUACUGUUUAUCAGUCUGCCCUUCCAGAGAAUGAAGGCAAGCUCAUGAUUAGCGGUACUGUCAAAAAAGGAAUGACAAAGAAAAUUGCUAGUGAUUUAUCUAAGGCUGAUGGAAACAAGUCUUUGAAAGUUUUGAUCGACGGUCCAUAUGGUGCUUGUCACGAUGUUGCACGUUACGACACUGUAGUUUUUGUUUGUGGAGGUAUUGGUAUUACCAGUGGUAUUGGUUAUGCUAUUGAUAUUAUUAAAAACAAAUAUCAUGACCAGCGCCUUAUUUUUCUUUGGGUGACUCGUCAUCAAUCCUCUUUGGACUGCUUUGAAAAUGAACUAAAGUUCUUGUCACAAAGUGAUAAGUGUGAUGUUGAAAUCUAUCUUACCGCACCUGAUUCAGAUUCUCAUCUUGAAAGCAGCAGUGAUGCUGAAAAGAAGAUUAGUGAUACUGGAAGUAAUAGCUCUGGUGGCAGAUACAGUGUUAUUUCGGGACAUCGUCCCGAUGUGGCUUCUUUGAUUCCUACUUAUAUUGAACAAUCCAUUGGAACUACAGCUAUUAUGGUUUGUGGCCCACCCACUCUCAAUGAUACUGCUCGUCGUGUUGUCACUGAUAAUCUUGGUUCUGGCAAAGGACGUGUAGAUUAUUACGAAGAAGCCUUUUCCUGGUAA